UUCCACUUAUUCUACGUUUUUCUAGUUAAAACAAUUGAAAAUCAGUAAUAAUGGCUGCAGGAAUUAAAUACAUUUUCCAAAAAGAAGUCUUCGAUGCACUAGAUGAACGGAUCCUGUCGGUGUGCAAUGUUAGCAAAUUGCUGAAGAGAAAAAAGAGUUCUUAUUUGUGUAUUGUAUCCACCACGAAGCCAAGUGUUGUCGUCAGUGUUUGUCAGAUAAAACAAUAUGAAAAGGGUGUUUAUAAGAAAAAGCGAAGUUGGACCCUCGAGGAGAUAAAAUGCAUCGAUGGACGAAACGAAGCUACUGACACGCACGACUUUGAUAUGAUUGUGGAUAAGCCCUAUCGAUGGUUUGCAGCAAAUUUGCAUGAACGUCAGAACUUUAUUUCGGUCCUGUGGAAACAAAUCAAUAGGUACUGCGCUGUGGGCGUAAGGGCUGAAUUUAAAAAUCUUCCCAAGCAGUGGCUUACGGAAAAUUCUCCCGAGAAAAAGGCGGAUGGGAAGUUUGAUACUAGCGACCGUGAUGGUCACGGCGAAGAAGACCUGGAAGAAUUCGAGAAUGAAGAAUUUCAUGCACUUACCGAGAAGGAAGAGGUUAAUCUGAUAAAAUUGAUAUCUGAAUGUGACUACGCUAUCAGUAAUGCGGAACUAUUUAUGGACGACUUGAGUCACAAUCUGCUGCAGCUCGAUGGAGCCAACAUACAAAGUGUUCUUGCCUCGGAGAAGCAGGUUAACAUGUUAAUGGUCCGCAUAGAGGAAGCGAUCAACGAGGCAGAGAAAGUCGAAAAGAGGCUAGAUGCUUACGAUGAAAUCCUCUGCCAUGUUCGGGAUACCAUGGAAAAGAUGGGUGAAAAAAAUCAAAUGAUAGAGAUUGCAAACACCAACAAUGUACGGCUGCUCCAGGAACUAGAAAAGGUCGUUAUGCAGUUGGACUUGCCGCAUACUCAUCAGCUAGCACUCACCGAUACCGACUUGACACCAAAAGGAUUGUCCGCUGCAAUUGCCGCGGGAAAAGCCUUGCAAAUGGCUAUGAAUAGCGACAUCGAUCCGACCCUGCUGCAGCUAACUGCUGUUCAAGAUCAAAGAAAACGGUUCGAAAAAUGGAAGGCUAAAUUUUCACAAACAAUCAGUCGGCACUUGAAUAAUCUAUUUAUACAUCUCGGAAACUUAGGGGAUGCUCAAGCCCUGCAUACAAAUGAUCUUUCACUUCCCAAGCACCAAAACGUACAUAAGGAACUGUUAGCCUUUUUGGAACUAAUGCACUGGAUGAAAACGAUGGAUCGCAAGGCAUACGAUGCGUUGAUCAAAGUAUACAACGCUUCGUUGAGCAAAGUGUACGAUCGUGACAUACGUUUGUUUUUUGAAAACGCUAGGCAGACAUUGGCAUUCAAACGUUUGGGAUCGCGGGAAGACAUUCCCAGUAACGCAAUGAGUAACAAGUUGAAAAUUGGACCUCAAUCGAACAAACAACCGACCCAACCGUACGGUAUUCUCGGCAUUAACAGAGAGCAAUGGGCACCGGGCGCAGAACCAGCCGAACGACAACGGUUUGAUUCAAUUCUGGAAAAAGUGCUUGCUGAACUUGAGCCUGUGGCAUUGAGUGAGCAACAUUUCUGUAUCGCUUUUUUCCAAUUGGACGUGAUAAGCCCAACUGGUAAAAACACUCAAACCACUUUGGAUGCCAGCACCAGCGAACCCGUUGCACAAAGAGACGAUCUGGAUACGACAAUCAAUAUACCCCAACGCCGAAUCGAUCGUCAAAUCAACGAAGAAGUGCGCAAAAUGAUGGGAGAAUUGUUUGCCAACUUGGAGGCAGAACUUAACAGUUUCAUUCUGAGCUUCGAAAAGCUUGAUAGCUACUACUCCUUAUACGUAUUGGUGCGUUUAACUCAACAUGUGAUGUCUGCCCAAGACGCUCAAUCUUUCUUGAGUAUGACUUUUGCCUCUGCGUUAGUCCAUGUGAAGCGGAGUUUCGACAAGUUCAUGCAAUUGCAACUUCAAUCCAUUGAAGACGCUAAGCUUCCCAAACGUUCUAAAUGUGGAUUACUUCCUUAUGUUGAAAAUUUCGAAGAGUUUGCAGCCACCGCCGAGAGUAUAUUUAAGAAGACCGAACGGCGAAACGAUUUGGACAAAUGGUACAUCAAGUUGGUCGAAGCAAUAUUCGAGCGUAUCCCUCUUCACGCCGCAGAGCAUCCAAAAACACCGCAUCAGGUUGUUAAAAUGGAAAACUAUCAUCGUAUGCACUCUUCCCUGUCCCAGUUGAAGGUUCAAGUGCUUGAACCAUUGAGAAAAGAAGCUAAGACACGUUACAACGAUGCCCAAAAGGCAUAUGUUACGAAAUAUUUUGGACGUCCGCUUGAGAAAUUGAAUCAAUUUUUCGAAGGCGUUCAAGCACGUGUGCAGCAGGGAGUAAAGGACACGGAAAUAAGCUACCAAAUGGCUUAUUCCAAACAAGAAUUGCGCAAAGUGAUAAGUCUGUAUCCAGCCCGAGAAGUGAAGAAAGGCCUCGAACAGUUGUACAAGAAAGUUGAGAAACACCUUUGCGAAGAAGAAAACCUUCUUCAGGUCGUUUGGCGUGCGAUGCAACAGGAGUUCAUCACACAGUACAAUUCGUUGGAGCAAUGGAUUCAACGAUGUUACGCUGGUUCUAUGAUAACUCUCGAAUUCACUAUUAAGGACAUAUUAGACUUCUUUUCUGAAAUUGCGCAGUCACAUUAAGUGAAGUGUAAGUGUUAUGUUUAUUGUAUCUUUUAUAUCGGAUAAGCAUGUACUCCAGUAUUUAAUGCAAUGAAAACUACCAAUGGAAAGUUUA
Molecule: messenger RNA, 2811 nt
Organism: Anopheles coustani
Lineage: Eukaryota; Metazoa; Arthropoda; Insecta; Diptera; Culicidae
Gene: Sec3
Product: exocyst complex component 1
Exons: 3
Coding region: 51-2717 (888 amino acids)
Biological process (GO): Golgi to plasma membrane transport; exocytosis
Cellular component (GO): exocyst; plasma membrane
Molecular function (GO): phosphatidylinositol-4,5-bisphosphate binding
Source: RefSeq, a predicted model, not a curated record